AUGGCUCAAGGUCAAUUACCCGAAGAAUAUAUAGCAUUGGGAAAAGAUCUUAAGUCAAUUGACCGCGAAAUAUUAACAGAUGCGCUCGAUUUAACUAUAUUUUGGAAUCAAUUGGGAAAACAAGGUGAAAGUAGAAACAACAAAAAAUCAUCCAAAAAUCCAUAUUCUCAUACAAGACCUGUAUCAAUUGCUCAAUGUAGAUCUAUUGCGCGCGACGAUUCAAAGUCUUUAAAUUCGAUGUCAAAUCAUUCGCCAAAGCUACCGAAAACGAGGCCAACUCCUUUCGUAUCUCCAAAAGCACAGAAACAAAAGAAUAAUACAACUGACCAAACUAUAGAAGAACGCGAAAUCGAAGAAAAAUUAGAUAUUUCCUCAGCAGAAUUUUCAGAAGAAGAAGAUAUUAUGGUUCGUUACAAAUCAUCUAAAGCAACCGAUAGCAUUUUCACAUUGAAGGAGAAAAUGAGUCCAAUUCAUUUCCGAAGAAAGAGACGUUCCCAGAACACAUCUCAGUUUAGUAUUAAAAGUAUGGCAGAAGAGCUAGAGGAAAAUGGAAUGGGUUACAUGCUGAACCCAUUAAAUCUAGAAGAACCUAAAGAUCAAAUUACUAAAACAAAGACACGUAGAACGUCUACGAAAACAACGCCUACAAAGACUCAAGAACAAUAUGUUAAGUCUAUUGAUCCUAAUGAGUUAUACAAAUUAACACAUUCUGAUUCAUCUGAAGUUUUCUUCAACUUGGCAUCAGAAGGAUCCGAUCCUCACUUCAUGCUAAGGAAUAAUAGCAACGAAAGAUACAAUCUCGGAACUGAAGAUCAAUCCAGUGACGAAGAAACUGCAUUGCGCUUCGAAGCUUCAACAAAAUUCAUGGAACUCUACCCAGAAAAGUUCAGUGAUGAUGAAGCUUUUGAUAAUUUUGUUGAUGAUUAUAUUGCAAAACACAAAAAGACACAGAAAUAA
Messenger RNA from Trichomonas vaginalis G3, 957 nucleotides. RefSeq lists its product as uncharacterized. The record is from RefSeq and is a predicted model, not a curated record. NCBI's taxonomy places the organism in Eukaryota, Parabasalia, Trichomonadida, Trichomonadidae. Bases 1 to 957 code for a protein of 318 amino acids. The transcript has a single exon.